Penaeus chinensis is the source of this 752-nucleotide messenger RNA. RefSeq lists its product as uncharacterized. Lineage: Eukaryota; Metazoa; Arthropoda; Malacostraca; Decapoda; Penaeidae. Bases 78 to 752 code for a protein of 224 amino acids. The transcript has 2 exons. The record is from RefSeq and is a predicted model, not a curated record.
AUGAGGAAUCAGUGAAGUAAAACACAACCUUUCCUUGUUUUUCAGACCGACGGGAGGGAAGCGAGGACGUGGGAGCGAUGCAAGGCGCUCGGGGCAACACGGAGGAGAUGAAAGGAGGAGAAAAGCUGACGAUGGUGGAAGGGGACAGAGGGAAGAUCCCAAGGCCCCUUCCCCUGCUCCUGCUGCUGCUUCUGCUGUCCCUAGCCGGAGGAGCCACGGCAGAAGGGGCCGACAAGAAGCUCUUCGUCCGCCAGUCCUCGGGUUGGCGCUGCGGCACGGCGGCCGCUGAUGCUGAGGUCGCCUCCCUCGUGCAGUGUGCUGCCCUCUGCGCCCGAGAGACGACCUGCUCGGGCUUCAGCCUGGGGGCGGCGGGGGCUCCGGAAGGCGGGCGGAGGAGGGCGUGUCACCCGGUCGCGUCCCACUCGCCGUGCCACAUCGACCCCGCCUUCAACUUUUACGUCGCCGACACGCAACAGAAGACGGAUGUAGGAGGGACGACAACCACUCUCACGACGACGGAAGAGGCAGUACAGACGACAACUACCUCUGUAGCUACGACAGAAGCAACGGGGACGGCCACCACGCCUGCUUCCACACUACCAGAAGCAGGGGCGACGACCAGCAAUCCUGCAGCCGCGACGGAGGGGCAAGAAGAGGCGACCAGUGCAGCAACGACAGGUCCCACAGCGCCUCCGACAGAAGCAACGGGGACGGCCACCACGCCUGCUUCCACACUACCAGAGAGAAAAUGA